GAUUUGAUGGUGUUGAAAUACCGCGCGCCACAGAUGACGAUAAACUUCCUGAAGUCCAACUUCUCGGGGGUUCCAGAGCAGGUCCAGGUCCUGGACGUGGCCUGUGGGUCCGGACUGGUCGCUAAGGGGAUGUUUGAGCUGGGCUUCAGGAACUUUGUGGGAGUGGACAGCAGCAAAGCCAUGCUGGAACUGGCUGCUCAGACGGGUUUCUACCGGGACCUGAAACUGGCCCUGCUGGGACCAGAACCGCUGCCGGCCCCGACCGGUGCCUAUGAUGUGGUGAUCCUCGUCGGAGCGCUGGACGUUGGUUUUGCUCCGGUCAGUGUCGUCAGGGAGCUCUGCCAGGCCGCCAAACCAGGAGGGUUGGUUUGCAUCGGGAGAGGAAACCACAAGGGCGUAGAAUCAGACAGAUACAAGACGGAGCUGGAGACGGAGCUGCAGCUGAUGGAGGACGAGGGGCUGUGGAGCCGAGUGGACGCCAGAGAGGAGGACGGAUACAUGAUGGAUGUGAAAGCUGAAACCAAUGCCACGCCAGAGGAAGCGUGUAUCAGCGGCAACCUCUACCUCUACAGGAAAUCAAACGCUCCAGACGGCUGAACGCAACCGUCAGAGAGGAAAAAACACAAUAUAGUGAAACACACUGAUCAAUAAAAUACUCUGA
This is a messenger RNA of Cololabis saira (Pacific saury), 661 nucleotides long. Its product is annotated as methyltransferase-like protein 27. NCBI's taxonomy places the organism in Eukaryota, Metazoa, Chordata, Actinopteri, Beloniformes, Belonidae. Gene Ontology annotation, molecular function: S-adenosylmethionine-dependent methyltransferase activity. The record is from RefSeq and is a predicted model, not a curated record. The coding region runs from base 7 to 597 and encodes 196 amino acids. The transcript has 4 exons.